AAGAAAUGUACAGAACGGGCCACGACUGGUUUGGCAAGCAGCAGAGAAGACGCACUUUAAAGUCCUGAAAAGGAAAAUAUACUAAAAAGGGGCUGCUGUCUUUCACAUGGGUGUCUUCUGUUGAUCUGAAAGUCAGAGCAAACCUCCAAGCUGGCAAAACUGGGAAACAGAAUAAGAGAAAAUUGAGGCACAUUCCAAAGUUGUCAGUUGGAAACCAAAAGAUGAGACAGCAACACUCCCUCAACAAGAGAUCCACAAGCAGACAGAAAUGGUGACAGGUGCUACCACAGUCCUGUCCGAAACAGGGCAAGGAAGCGACAGUGGUGUCCUCUCCUUUUCCAACUCUACUGCUGCCUCCUGCAAUAUUGAUGAGUCCUACAAGUACAUCUUCCUCCCCAUAUGCUACUCCUUCACAUUUGUCUUCAGCCUCACCCUCAACUCUGUGGUGCUCUAUCGCUCCUUCCACGGCACCAAGCGCUGGAAUGCGUCUCUGAUCUACAUGGUAAACUUGGCCUCGACUGAUUUCAUGUACGGCCUCUCCCUGCCCUUCUUGGUAGCCAGCUAUGUCAUGCGUGACAACUGGGUGUUUGGAGACUUCAUGUGUCGCUUAGUGCGCUUCCUCUUCUACUUCAAUCUGUACUGCAGCAUCUUCUUUCUCACCUGCAUCUCUAUACAUCGCUAUCUGGGCAUCUGCCACCCAAUGAGGACCAUCACCCUGGAGACCAAGCGAGCUGUGAAGGCUACUUGCGUUCUAGUAUGGGUUGCUGUCUUUGCCCUGACCUGCCCAAUUUUCCGCUUUGCACAGACAGAGUUGCUUCCCCAUCGAAGAAACCCUGGGGCUUUAGAGGCAGCUGGAAACAGUGACAGCACACACCCAAGGAUGGAAGGGUUCCAGAAUUGCUGGGAUGAUGCUAUUGAUGAUGAAUUCCAGGUCUAUGUUCCUUAUGGGAUAACUCUUCAUCUUGUGGGUUUCUUUGUGCCCUUUAGCAUCAUUGCAUGGUGUUACUCUCGUGUAGUUAUGGCAAUAUUUCAAACACUGCACUCCCAACCUCCUACCAAUGGUCCAAGGACAAUGCGUGGAAAUAGGGCCAGAACAGGAAGAGCAGGUAUGGCCAUCAUUUUAGGGGCUCAUUCACCUUCUGUGAACAGGCGUCGCAAGUCCAUCAAGACCAUCAUAACCAUUACACUGCUUUUUGCCCUUUGCUUCUUCCCCUUUCAUGUCACCCGCACCAUUUUUUUGGUGCUUAAGGUGACCAGCGGGGUACGGUGCCCCACGAUGCGAAUGGUGUCCAUAUGUUACAAAAUAACUCGGCCACUUGCCUCCUUUAAUGCCUGGCUCAACGCUCUACUCUAUUUCCUCACCAAGGAAAAAAGUGGGCCAUGCUGUCACAAACCACAGCCCACCCAACAGAGCCUCCUUUGGCCUUUGAGGAUGCUGGGAAAGGGUAUGAAUGAAGAGGAAGACAUUGAAGAGGCAAGAAAGCAUAAAGACAAUGACCUCAAGGCAGAAAAGACCAUAUUCAGAGACAAACCCUGAAGCUGUAAAGUGGAAGCAGAGAUGUCAAAUGUGGUUGAGAUGUUAUCACUAUAAAUUCCCCUGAUGUAUAAUCAGACAUUUAAAAAAGAAAUAUAGAGGGUAAAAGUUGUGGAUCUGCCGUUAAUCUUGUAUAACAUAAGAAAUAGUAGGCAAAAAAAAAAACCCUUCCUAAUUGAUAAUCAGAUAAUGUGAUAAUUAUGAAUCAAUAAAGUGAUUUAUACAAUUGAGUAGUAUUAAUUUGCAUAGUCUACUUUUACCCUUUUUGCCUAUUUCACCACAGUAUGAAAACUCAGAUAUGCCACUCAUGUAUCAGACAACUGUUUUUGUUUUGGGUACACUUCCUUAUGGACAUAGGUACUUUGUCCAUAAGUGUUGUUGCUCACACAUGAAUGAUUAAACUGUAAAUAAACUAUAUUUGCAAUUCAGCCUUUAUUAAAUUGCAAAUAAUUAGAAAUAAGAGUGAAAAUGGACAGAUUUACAUUGUGGUGCAUACAUAUGCUUUAAAAUGGCUUUGUAGUUGAAUUUGUAGUUUGGAGAAGGAUAAAGAGGGGGUUAGGUCAUAGUCAAUGAAAUGUCUGUCAAAGUCCGUUUAGAGCUCGUCAUUAGAAAGUGAGAAAGACACUGCUGAUCCACAACUGGUUAUGUAUUAGGCAAUGUUAAUAAUUUCCAUUUUUUAACAGUUAAGUCAGGGGACCUAGGCAAUUUUCACCCCUAAAUUAGAUUAUUAAUUAUAGAACACGUUGCUGUUUUCAGCACCAAAUUUAUAUGCAGGUAUGCUCUCUCUCAUUUGUCUCAUUUUACCCUGCCUGCCAUUUCAACCAGUAAUCCCUACAGACUAUUACUAUUGUUACUAGU
Electrophorus electricus (electric eel) is the source of this 2392-nucleotide messenger RNA. RefSeq names its product P2Y purinoceptor 3. Gene Ontology annotation, molecular function: G protein-coupled receptor activity; oxysterol binding. Gene Ontology annotation, biological process: G protein-coupled receptor signaling pathway. Gene Ontology annotation, cellular component: membrane. The record is from RefSeq and is a predicted model, not a curated record. NCBI's taxonomy places the organism in Eukaryota, Metazoa, Chordata, Actinopteri, Gymnotiformes, Gymnotidae.